AAAAUCAAACAGAACCGGAGUGUCAGAUUCAGAAACAAUAGGCAGCAGCUAGAGCAAGCAGCAUCGCAGCAUCGCAGCAGACGCCACCGUCACGCCACCGCGCCGAGAGAGAAAAGCCGAGCGGUGGCAGGCGAGGGGACGCCUGCCGCGGUGGGUUGGUGGGUGCCGCCUCCGCAUCCGGUGCCGCUGCUCUGUUCCUCAGUCCGCCCCCAUUUACCUCGCAUGGAUUCCUGCUUGCUUCUCCCCAACUCCACGCGCCGAUCCUCCAACCUCCAGGAGAGCGCGACGCGAUCCAAUUGAGGUCCAGGAGGUGGAGGGUGCCUGCGCUGUCCGUGUGUUCCCCUUUGUUUCCAUCCCAAGCCUGGCCGCGCCGCCGCUGGACGCCAUCGCGCGCCUGCACAGCGUCUUGGUGAGGUGGUCGAAGCAGCGGCGGCGGCCGCAGCUCGGGAGACCCGGCGCGAGGAAGCGGUGGCCGAGCCGGCGGAGCGCGAUGCUGUGGGUGGCGCGCCUGUCCGGCUUGUUAUCCGCCGCCAUGGUGGUGGUGGUGCUGUCGCCGUCGCUCCAGUCCUUCCCGCCCGCCGAGGCCAUCCGGUCGUCGCAGUUCGACGGCAGCGUCCGCUUCCCGGGACAGAUCGCAGGGGGCGCCAGGGGGGUCGCCUUCCGCCGCGCCCCGCCGUUCCGCAAUGCCGCCGACUGCGGCGCCGGCGCGGACAACGGCACCGGCGCCAAUGUCUGCGACCCAUGGCUCGUCCACAUCGCGAUUACGCUCGACAACGAAUACCUGAGGGGCUCCGUCGCCGCGGUCCACUCGGUGGUGCAGCACGCCAGGUGCCCCGAGAGCGUCUUCUUCCACUUCCUCGUCUCCGACCCGGGGCUCGGGGACCUCGUCCGCGCGGUGUUCCCGCAGCUCCGGUUCAAGGUCUACUACCUGGACCCCGGGCGCGUCCGCGGGCUCAUCUCCACGUCGGUGCGGCAGGCGCUGGAGCAGCCGCUGAACUACGCGCGCAACUACCUGGCCGAGCUCCUGGAGCCGUGCGUGCGCCGCGCCAUCUACCUGGACUCCGACCUCGUCGUCGUGGACGACGUCGCCAAGCUGUGGCGCACCGACCUCGGCGGGCGCACCGUGGGCGCGCCCGAGUACUGCCACGCCAACUUCACCAAGUACUUCACGGGGCGGUUCUGGUCGGACCAGCGGUUCGCCGGGACGUUCGCGGGGCGGCGGCCGUGCUACUUCAACACGGGCGUCAUGGUGGUCGACCUGGAGCGGUGGCGGCAGGCGGGCUACACGCAGCGCAUCGAGCGGUGGAUGGAGGUACAGAAGUCGGCGGCGGGGCGCAUCUACGAGCUGGGGUCGCUGCCGCCCUUCCUGCUGGUGUUCGCGGGGCACGUGGCGCCGAUCGAGCACCGGUGGAACCAGCACGGCCUCGGCGGCGACAAUGUCCUGGGCAGCUGCCGCGACCUGCACCCGGGGCCCGUGAGCCUGCUGCAUUGGUCCGGGUCCGGCAAGCCGUGGGCGCGGCUGGGCGCCGGGCGGCCGUGCCCGCUCGAUGCGCUCUGGGCACCCUUCGACCUGUACGACCCCGGCGGCGGCGCCGAGGAGUCCCCGUACAAAUUCUGAGCUCCUGAUUUCUUGCUCUCCAUUUACCUACAUGUUUUUUUAUUCGCAAAAAACAGACUAUAUGUUCUCCAUCCUUUUCUUCUUCUUCUUCUUCUUUUUUCCCCUCUGGGCUGUUGGAUUAAAUGUUUUGUGUUAGAUUGUUCAUGUUCGUUCUCGGUGAGCCCUUCUUCCGUUCCUUUUUGAUCGCUUUGUUACUAAAACCGCUUGUAUCCUACUCUACAGAGCUGCAGGCUUGCAGCCUCAUCACCAUAAAUAAAAAAGGAAUAGAG
This is a messenger RNA of Zea mays, 1887 nucleotides long. RefSeq lists its product as uncharacterized. Gene Ontology annotation, cellular component: Golgi apparatus. Lineage: Eukaryota; Viridiplantae; Streptophyta; Magnoliopsida; Poales; Poaceae. Gene Ontology annotation, molecular function: glycosyltransferase activity. The record is from RefSeq and is marked validated. The transcript has a single exon. Bases 491 to 1618 code for a protein of 375 amino acids.